GGCUCGUCAGCUCAGGGGCGCGUGCCAUAUCCGAAGUGGAAGGGACAGCUCCCAGGUGCUGAAACUGGUCGGCGCUCACAGAGAAAGAGACACAGAGCGGGGAGAGACCAACGCCUGCGAUAGACACAAAUACCAAAAGCCGUAUUUGCAAAACAGGGGUAGAUACAGAUAGAGCCGAGGCCUUCAACACAGAUGGCUGCCACUCAGGAUGCGAAAGGGAAGGGAGAGGGGGGGGACCAAAACUUUGACUACAUGUUUAAGCUGCUGAUCAUUGGCAACAGCAGCGUAGGCAAGACGUCCUUCCUGUUCCGCUACGCCGAUGACGCCUUCACUUCGGCCUUCGUCAGCACAGUGGGAAUCGACUUCAAAGUGAAGACUGUGUACAAGAAUGACAAGAGGAUCAAACUGCAGAUCUGGGACACAGCUGGCCAGGAGCGCUACAGGACCAUCACCACCGCCUACUACCGCGGGGCCAUGGGCUUCAUCCUCAUGUACGACAUCACCAACGAGGAGUCUUUCGGCGCUGUGCAGGACUGGUCAACCCAGAUAAAGACGUACUCGUGGGAUAAUGCGCAGGUGGUGCUGGCUGGAAAUAAGUGUGAUAUGGAAGAGGAGAGGGUUGUGUCAGUGGACAAUGGCAGACUGCUGGCAGAACAAUUGGGUUUUGAGUUCUUCGAGACCAGCGCCAAGGACAACGUCAACGUGAAGCAGACCUUUGAACGUCUCGUCGACCUCAUUUGUGACAAGAUGUCCGACAGCUUGGACUCGGAUCCGGCCGUCACCACAGGAGCCCCCACUGCCAAACUCACAGACAGCGCUCCGCCCCUGCAGCAGUCCGGAUGCAACUGUUAGGGACGGGUGUCAGGAAGCAGAGGCAGGGCAGCGCAGGUCCGUCAGCUGGUAGAGUGUGCACAGUGUUGUCCUCCCUUAUCACUCCUGCUAGUGCUGCUUCCUCUGGACUACAGCUCAAACUCUGUUUAGUAGUAGAAUUACAAAAUGCCGUCGUAUUAACUCUUAACUUUAUCACCUUAUAUCAAGAGCAAAUAACCAGACAACCAGACAUGGCUAUUGUAAAAUGUGUAAUGUCACAGGAUAUCUAGAAUAUAGAGACACAAUAUUCUCAUUCUUCAACUAGUUAGUAUGGUCAUAAACCAAGUAUGAUUCAUAAUGAGGGAAAGACCUUUAAAAUAUUUAAGACCUAGAAUAAUUAUAAAUGAGGGAGUGAGUCAGUGAAUGCUUUAAUUUUUAUUUUUUGUACAUGAUGUAUUUUCCUUUUUCUAGAAUUAUUUUGUCUCCUAAAGCUGCCAAAUCCAUGAUUUAGUGCACUAUAGGACGUAGCCACUUUCUUUGAUGUAAUGAGUGUGUGGCUGUUGUGUGACUGUACAGUAUGUGAGUGUGGGUUUGCAUGAGUGUGAGUGUUAUCUCUGAGUCGCAAAUUUGUCAUCUAAAAAAAUCAUCUAUCUUGGAUAAAAAAGUGUCCUUUUAACAUCUCCCACACGGCCUCUGUAAGUUCCUCUGUCAUGCUAACUUUCUGAAUGAAUCCAGUACGUUUAAUGUCGAUGUGAGUAGUAUUCCACGUUUUCGCUGUCUGUAGAUGUGUGAUUUCCCUUAUAAGUAUAGCUGUAAAUCGUAAAA
Notothenia coriiceps (black rockcod) is the source of this 1635-nucleotide messenger RNA. It is a transcript of the gene rab3c, whose product is annotated as RAB3C, member RAS oncogene family. The transcript is spliced from 5 exons. The coding region runs from base 193 to 852 and encodes 219 amino acids. The record is from RefSeq and is a predicted model, not a curated record. Gene Ontology annotation, molecular function: GTP binding; GTPase activity. NCBI's taxonomy places the organism in Eukaryota, Metazoa, Chordata, Actinopteri, Perciformes, Nototheniidae.